This is a messenger RNA of Macrosiphum euphorbiae (potato aphid), 717 nucleotides long. NCBI's taxonomy places the organism in Eukaryota, Metazoa, Arthropoda, Insecta, Hemiptera, Aphididae. The record is from the annotation of a GenBank genome assembly.
AUGAAUACUGGAGCAAGUGCCUCUUCAGAACCCUCAAAAUGGCAUUUAGCACCAUUUUUAACUUUUUUGGAUACAGUACCACAAGAAAGAAACACUAUAUCAAAUAUAUUUGAUACUGAUAAUAACGAAGAUUCUGGCUCAGACGAAGAGGAAAUAAAUAUCACACAAGAUGAUAUACUGCAGUCAUCACCAAUAACGCAAGAUCCUCAAUCUCCAUCGACUUCAAGAUCACAAAAACCGACUAAUAAAAAAAAAAAUUUAAAAGUCACUGAAUUAUUGGACAAAAGAUCAAAGGAAAGAACGGAGCUGAUGACGCAACUGAUUGCUAAACAAAAUAAGGACGAGUACGAUGAGGUUGAUCAUUUUUUCAAAAGUUUAGCUCUAUCUGUCAAAAAGUUGCCACCACAGUUAAUUUCACAGGCGAAAUUGAAAAUGUUGACAAUUGUGACUGACUUGGAACUUCAAGCUGAUAAUUAUACACAUAACGUCCACAUCAUACCUAACUGCAGUAGCAGAGUAUCAUUACAGUCAAAUAAUUCUACUAGUAGCUCACCAUACUCUAACAACUUUACUCCAUAUAGUUAUAGUCCACCUUCACUAGAUUCACCAUCAUAUUCGAGUAUCCAACAACAGUUCGGACCAACAAAUACAACGACAUUUACGCCUUUCCAGUCAGUUCAAAAUAUGAGUAAUGAAUGGAACACAAAUUCUCAGUAA